Letharia columbiana is the source of this 687-nucleotide messenger RNA. RefSeq lists its product as uncharacterized. The transcript is spliced from 4 exons. The record is from RefSeq and is a predicted model, not a curated record. Lineage: Eukaryota; Fungi; Ascomycota; Lecanoromycetes; Lecanorales; Parmeliaceae. The coding region runs from base 1 to 687 and encodes 228 amino acids. Gene Ontology annotation, biological process: peptidoglycan turnover; amino sugar metabolic process. Gene Ontology annotation, molecular function: phosphotransferase activity, alcohol group as acceptor; ATP binding.
AUGAUCUCCAUGUGUCACUCCAAGAAAAACAAGGUAGACUCUAUCCACCAGAGAACAGGGCGAGCCUGGACGCAACAGGUCGAUACAUUUGUGUUCCAAAUUUUAGCCAAGCGCGAAGAAGAAGGCAAAAAGGGUCACAUAUUCCAAGACGUAAUCGACGACUACAUCCACAAACUCUUGUGGUACAAACGUGACAUCCCCAACACUAAGGGGCGAGAGGUCUUCGGCGACGAGGAAGCCUUCGCAUCUCGGCCAAAGCAAUCUGCCGCUUUGCCCCCCAAGAACAAGGCUAUCAGCGAACUCUACAUGGCUGGUGGAGGCGCCCACAACCCCAACAUCACCGAUCACAUCCAGAAAAGAUUCCCGCACAUGCGCCUGACAUGGCUCGACGAAGUCAAAUUUCCCAGCGAUGCCAAUGAGGCCGUUUCUUUCGCAUGGAUGGAGAUGGAAGCUAUAGUUGGCCGGCGUUUAUUGGGGCCGAAGCGCGUCGAAACCGACACUCCUUGCGUUGUUGGCGAGAGCACUCCCGGUAACAAUUUCGGCGAGCUCAUGACGAUGGGGACGGAGUUUGGUAAGAGUUACAAGGGCAUGCUACCGGCGGUGAAGAUUCUCCAAAUCGAGAAGGGCUGGACUGGCAAGACCGUGCAUGACUACGUUCUGGUGAUCCAUGGAAUGAAGUGGCGGUAG